Messenger RNA from Prorocentrum cordatum, 1930 nucleotides. Lineage: Eukaryota; Dinophyceae; Prorocentrales; Prorocentraceae. The record is from the annotation of a GenBank genome assembly.
GUCCAGCAGACGCCGCCGCCUCAGCGCCGCGCGACAACUCUCGAUCACCUUUCGACAAGCAUCAAGAGUCAGAACAGUACCAACCGCACGGUGGCUUAUCUAUCUGCGCCCCUAGGAUCACCCAUGCCCCCUGGGGCGAGUGCGGCGGCAACUCGCCGCCGCGCGGCAUGAAGCACCCAGACUGCCGGUGGGCCUGGGAAGGGCUGCCGGACCCGCGCCUCAUCGUGGAGGUCGGGGGCAACAAAGGCGACGACCUCAAGAACUUGGCCGCCAUGUACCCGGGGGCGCGCAUCCACAGCUUCGAGCCGGUCGGCAUUCACUUUCGGGAGCUCGAGAGGCUCUUCGGGAGAAGUUCCGACCAGGUCGUGCUGCACCACGUCGGGGCGUCGGAUUCCGACGCGCGGGUCGCCUUCCGGGUCGACGGCGACGUCGCGGGCUCCUCGCAGUUCGGGCAGGCCCGGAGCGGCCCGACGAUCGAGUACGAGAAUGUCUCGCUGCGCGACGCGCACGAGCUCUUCCGCGAGGUCGUGGCCAACGAGAGCCGCAGCAUCGACGUGCUGAGCGUCAACUGCGAGGGGUGCGAGUACGCCGUGCUUGAGCGCCUGCUGGCCAAGGGGUGGCUGGACCUGCUGAAGGUCGUGCAGGUGUCGUGGCACGCGUCCAGCCAGAUCCAGCAGCGGGUGGAGCGGCGGUGUGCGCUCCGGGCGGAGCUGCAGAGGCGCCUGAGGCCGCUCUACCAGGCGGACUUCGGCUGGGAGGGCUGGAGCGCGCUGCCCCGGGCCUACGCCGUGGACGAGCGCUUCCUCGGGGAGACCCCCGUGGCCGUCGUCGGCCGCGCCAACGCCAUCCCGCAGGCCCAGAGCGACCUGCGCUGUGCCGAGCCCGGCGGCGUGCCCGCGGGAGCCGGCGGACUUGACCACGAGCUGGACCCGCACCCGUCGCACCUGACCUGGCCGCAGACGGCCCUCGGCGACGUGGCCUGCGAGGUGCUCAGCGGCCGGUCCUUCCGGGUCCCCCCGGGCGCCGCGGGCGACGGCCCGGUCGUGGUCGAGGUCGGGGCCGGCGACGGCCUGGGGGUCCGGUUCCGGGACCUCUUGGCGCUCCACCCCUCCGCGCGCGUGCACAGCUUCGAGCCCGUCAGGGCGCUGAGGGCCCGGCUCGAAGGCGAGGCCGCGCGCAGGAACGCCACCAACGGCACCCGCACCGUCUGGGGCGUGGGGCUCGCGGCCGCCAGCGGCCGCGCGAGCUUCCGCGUGUGGGGCCCGCCGGGCGACGGCUGGUCUGGCCGCCUCGAGGAGGUGCAGCUGGAGGACGCGGAGGCGGCGCUGGCGGAGGUGCAGCGCCGCGAGGGCCGCGCCCCAGACCUGGUGUACCUGAACUGCGAGGGCUGCGAGUACGAGGUCCUCGAGCGCCUCGCCAGCUCCGGGCGCCUUGCCUCGCUGCCGCGCCUGGCCGUCUCCUGGCACGCCGGGGGCGCGCCGUGGCGCACGCGGUGCGCCGUGGAGGCGCGGCUGCGGGAGGCGCACACGCUCGCGCGCUCGGCCCUGAGCUGGGAGUUCUGGGUGCUGCAGGGCGUGCAGGUGCACGACAAGCUCGCCGGGGGGCGGCUCGUCUCGGCGAGGUCCGCCGAGUGACGCGGCGGCCGCCUCCCGGGGGGCUCUCCGAGAAUGCAUGGCCUGCGGGGCGGGCGCGCGGCCGCAGCGCCGGCGGGAGCCCAGUGCUGGGCGCAUCGCUCGGCUGCACGUCGGGGUGACCUUCCGCCGGAGUGACCUCUGGUGGGAAAAGACAUCUGUUUGCCUCGAUGCAGUGGUUCGCAGAUCCCCCGCGGCGAGUCCAAGCCCUCUGCGAGCAGUUCAUCUUGCGAGUAGUGGAGCGCGCUGAUAGCAUUUGCCGGCCCAACGGGCCAAGGGCGUGCGCUAAGAUAACCGGU